Glycine soja is the source of this 1953-nucleotide messenger RNA. RefSeq lists its product as uncharacterized. The record is from RefSeq and is a predicted model, not a curated record. NCBI's taxonomy places the organism in Eukaryota, Viridiplantae, Streptophyta, Magnoliopsida, Fabales, Fabaceae. The transcript is spliced from 5 exons. Bases 1 to 1953 code for a protein of 650 amino acids.
AUGCGUAGAUCUUCAGCAGGUGAAUUGGUUCCAUUGGAUUUAGAAAUUGAAACAACCUUCAGAAGAAACAACACAGAGAGAAAAAUAAAUCUUUUGCACGACAGAACAGUAGCAUCAAUCCUUGAAGAGGCUCACUUUUCUGAGUCAUCAUCUUCUAAUUCACCUACAUCCAAGGAAUCUCAAACAGCAGAAUUUGAAACCGAAGUCAUGGCUGAAGAGCAACCUCUACGAUUGAUUCAGAACAAUUUGUUUCAUGGUAUGCCAAAUGAAGACCCAUAUGCACAUCUAGCCACUUAUAUUGAGAUUUGCAACAUUGUCAGAUUGGCUGGCGUGUCUGAGGAUGCUGUUGUAGGUUGUGUUAUAUGUGGUGGAGCACAUGAUUCUAGCUGCUGCAUUCCCACAGAAGAUACAACACAUGAAGUGAACUAUAUGGGAAACCAGCCAAGACCAAACUUUAAUUCAGGUGGGUAUUUUGGAUUUCAACAUGGCCAGCAAUAUAAUCAGCAACAGGGACAGUGGAGAACUCACCCUAGUAAUCAGUUCAAUAAAGACCAAGGUGGGCCAUCUAACAGACCACAGCAACAAGGGCCUAGUCUUUAUGAUAGAACGACAAUGCUGGAAGAGACUCUUGCUCAGUUCAUGCAAGUAUCCAUGUCCAAUCAAAAGAGCACAAAGUCAACCAUCAAGAAUCUAGAAGUCCAGGUGGGACAAUUGGCAAAACAACUGGCAGACCAACCGUCAAGCAGCUUUGGAGCUAACACAAAGAAGAAUCCUAAGGAGGAGUGCAAGGCUGUUAUGACUAGAAGCAAAAUGGUGAGCAAGAAUGAAGGUGAGAAGAGGAUAGGUGAAGAAAAACAACAGCUGGUGACUGAACUAGCAAUUGACCUAGUGGUGGAACCUUUGAGUGAGACUGAGGAAGAAGUGGAAGUAGAUGAUGAUCAGCAGAAGGAGAUACCAAUAAUUGAAGAGGAAGCUCAGCUGGUGGAAAUUUUGAAGAAGCAUACAAUAGCUAUUGGGUGGCAUAUCUCAAAUUUGAAAGGAAUCAGCCCUUCUUAUUGUAUGCACAAGAUCAACAUGGAAGCUGAUUAUAAACCUGUCAGACAGCCACAAACAAGACUAAAUCCAGUCAUGAAGGAAGAGGUAGUUCCAAAGAAAGGUGGCAUGACAGUUGUUAGAAAUGAAAAGAAUGAUUUGAUUCCAACAAGAACUAUCAUUGGAUGGAGAAUGUGUAUAGAUUAUCGAAAGCUGAAUGAUGCCACCAGAAAGAACCACUACCCACUUCCCUUCAUGGACCAAAUGCUUGAACGGCUGGCAGGACAAUCAUUUUACUGUUUUCUAGAUGGAUACUUUGGAUAUAAUCAAACUGAUGUGGACCCUAAGGAUCAGGAGAAGACUGCCUUUACUUGUCUCUUUGGUGUAUUUGCUUACAGGCGAAUGCCUUUCAGCCUUUGCAAUGCUCCUGCAACUUUUCAGAGAUGUAUAAUGGCAAUCUUCGCAAAUAUGAUGGAGAAGAGUAUUGAAGUGUUUAUGGAUGACUUUUCUGUUUUUGGAUCCUCAUUUGAAUGUUGUUUAUCCAAUUUGGAGAGAGUAUUAAAAAGGUGUGAAGAAACCAAUUUAGUUCUAAACUGGGAGAAAUGUCAUUUAAUGGUGAAAGAAGGCAUUGUGCUAGGACACAAAAUUUCUACCAAGGGGAUAGAAGUAGAUAAAGAAAAGAUUGAUGUGAUAGAAAAAUUACCCCUUCCAGUAAAUGUCAAAGGGAUAAGGAGCUUUCUAGGGCAUGCUGGAUUCUAUCGGCAAUUCAUUAAAGAUUUCUCAAAGAUUGCCAAACCACUCAACAAUCUGCUUAACAAGGAUACUGCAUUUAUAUUUGAUGAAGAAUGCUUGCAAGCAUUUAACAUUCUCAAAACAAGACUAGUAUCAACUCAUGUGAUUACAGCACCAGACUGGGGUUAA